AUGGAGGUUCUGAAGUCGGGUGCAGAUUUUAAAUGCUAUCGGUACUGGUUGUUCAAUAAAUUAAUUUUCUUCAGAUUUACUCAGUUGGCAAAUGGGUUGCGGGUGAUGCUCAUAUCGAGUCUGAAGCCUGGGGAAAAGGCGGAGCCAGAGGGUGAUGCUUUAAGUGAGCGUCCGGAAAAUCAACACACGCAUUGUGAUGAUAAAUCAGGUGUUAUGAGGAAGUCUGCGGCUGCACUGUGCAUACAUGCAGGAUUCUUUUCCGAUCCCAAGGAAGCGCAGGGUCUAGCUCACUUUUUAGAACACAUGGUUUUUAUGGGAAGUGAAAAGUAUCCCCGAGAAAAUGAUUUCGAUGACUAUGUCAAUCAUCGUGACGGAAGUAGCAACGCAUGCACAGACGGUGACUACACACUGUUCUUCUUUGAUAUUCAGCAGGCUUGCUUUAAAGAGGCGCUUGACAAAUUUGCUAACUUCUUCGUUGCGCCUCUACUUAGUCAGGAUUGUGUCGAUCGCGAACUUGAAGCCGUGCAUAGCGAGUACGAGUUGUACAAAGCAGACGACUCUUAUCGACUGGAUCACCUUUUAUCGACAUUUGCCAAAGAGGAGUCUCCCUUCCACUCAUUUUCUGUUGGCAACCGGACCUCUCUAAGAGAUAAACCCUCGGCAGUAGGCACGAAUGUUUACGAAUUGCUACGAAAAUUUCAGCUUAAAUACUAUAACGCCCCUCUCAUGACACUGGCCGUGGAGUCUAAAGAUACGUUGGAUCAUCUUGAGUCUAUGGUAAACGAAAUCUUCGGUCCUAUUCCCAACCGAAAUUGUGAGGCACCGGAUCUGUCGGCAUAUGUGAACCCAUUUCCGUCGACAGUGUAUAAGAAGAUGUACAAAGUUUGUCCGGUGAAGGAGACGGUGUCGAUUUCGUUUGUUUGGAGUCUUCCUCCGAUGCAUUCGCAUUACAGGUCGGCGGCGCUGAAAUUUGUUGCGUCGAUUGUUGGUCACGAGGGGAAGGGAAGUCUGGUGGCGUACCUGCGCAAAUUGAAUUUGGCAGUAGAGUUGGUUGCUGGUUGCGUAAUCAAUGAUAGUUCAAAUCACAACCAAAUGACGAGCAUUUUCGGGAUUAAUGUGGAACUCUCCGAACUGGGUCGUACUGCUCCCACCGUGGUGGCCGAUCACGUAUUCUCGUACCUACGCAUGCUUCGUGAUGCUGCAAAUUUCAGUGAAGCUAAUCCCUCAGCCACGACGACAACAUGGAACGACCGCACAUUCGCGUCUCUCGUGCCUGAGUUUGAGAAAAUUUGGGCGUCGAAUUUCCGUUUCCAGGAGCCUCUAGAGCCCUGUAUCAACGUUCGCAAAAUCGCCUUGGCAAUGCGUAAGUUUCCGCCCCAUGAGGUCUUCGUUGCUGAGUCGCUGAUUCUGGAACCAAAUCUACAGUUCGUUGUGACACGAUGUAUGACGAAUGCGGUGGUGGCGGUGGUGGUGAAGAAACGGUGCUCCAAGUGGAGAGAGUGCUUACUUCGGUUGGGUUGUGGGUGUCUCGGGUCCUUUCCUGAAGAACACUGCAUUGUCUUGUAUAGUAAUGGUUGGGUGGUGGCAGCACAUGGAGGUGUUACGAAAACUCUGAGUCUGGACGUGGUGCGCCUUGUUGUUUAUGUCAUGGCCAUUGUUUAUGUGCAAUGUGGGUUCAUCUACCCGCACGCCUCGCUGUGUUCUGCUCUGCGCCACUUCCCUUCCUUCGUGCGCACAGUAUGUGGCCUUAAAGCCUACAGAUGGAGCAGAUAA
Hydatigera taeniaeformis is the source of this 1773-nucleotide messenger RNA. Lineage: Eukaryota; Metazoa; Platyhelminthes; Cestoda; Cyclophyllidea; Taeniidae. The record is from the annotation of a GenBank genome assembly.